Tuber melanosporum (Perigord truffle) is the source of this 1628-nucleotide messenger RNA. RefSeq lists its product as uncharacterized. Gene Ontology annotation, cellular component: COG complex. NCBI's taxonomy places the organism in Eukaryota, Fungi, Ascomycota, Pezizomycetes, Pezizales, Tuberaceae. The transcript has a single exon. Gene Ontology annotation, biological process: intra-Golgi vesicle-mediated transport; cytoplasm to vacuole targeting by the Cvt pathway. Bases 109 to 1560 code for a protein of 483 amino acids. The record is from RefSeq and is a predicted model, not a curated record.
CAAUUGUUAACUUGGAUUAACUCCUUUUACAAGCAUACCCCACAAUCAGUCGUCUACACAUAAUUCAACUGCUCUGUGGAGAUAGUGUCACCCCCACAAAUACCAAUAAUGGAUCCCUCGGUCUCCUCAUUCAACCCACUUCUCGACCUUUUGCUUCCGCACAUCCCUCAAUCGGCUGCCCUACCAGACCCGGCCGUUUCAACACAAUACUUCUCCCGGAUAUCUUCACUUGCACUCACCUCAAUUGUGGACUCCGAACCAGCAUCGUUAUCAUCUUCUUUACACUCCCUAAACCUCUCGCUACAAUCCCUCUCAUCACGGUCUCACAAGUCCAUCAUAGCCGCUUCUAACCACCUCUCAGCGGUCCCCCAAUCCAUCCAGUCGCUUCACUCCUCCCUCACUACACUCGAGAACAGCCUGCCUGCGAUUGACUCUGAAAUAACAAGCUUUACCACAAAUUUUAGUCGAGACGGGACAUACCUAACUAACCGCUCAAGAACCCACCUCCUCUCCAAAAACCUGGACAGACUCUUGGACAUUCUGCAACUCCCAGCGCUCCUCCAAUCCCUAAUCUCUACAUCCUCGUACCCAACAGCGCUCGACCUUCUAGCUCAUGUCCGAAGACUACAUUCGCUAUACCAUGACUCGCCAACAAUCGACUCGGUCUACGCAGAAUGCGAAACGCUACAAAAGUCCAUGACCGCAAAUCUGAUCAGCACCCUCCGCGGUCCAUUGAAGCUCCCGACAGCAAUGAAAACGAUCGGCUUCCUCCGCCGCUGUGGUACCAAAGAAGCCGUAAUGGAUGAACGAGGUCUGCGCGGACUAUUUCUUGUCUGCAGACUCGCAUUUCUCUCUGGCCUCCUCAGCGCCUUAGACCCGCUCAAGGAACUAGCUGAAGAAGAGCGGGAGCGCCGACAAAAUGGCGGAGACGAAAAUACUUCCUCAACCGAUACUACAACAACCACAACACCUAGUAGUUGGGGUGGCGGCACGCAGACAGAGCGCUACUUAAAACGCUGGAUAGAAGUCUUCCGAGAGCAGAGUUUCGGUAUAGUUUCCAUGUACAAGAGCAUCUUCCCGAACGCUCUCCCCGCCGCGAACCCGGACCCCCCACCACCGAGUUCUCCGCAUCCACAUUCGCCGAUAAUGAGCUCUGUGGGGAUAGGGAUCCGCAGUAGGAGCAGUUCAACCCUAUCGAACAUGAGCUCCAGCGCGAAUGAUGAUGAUCCUGAAGGUGGCCAGGCUCCAGAUCCGCUGGCAAGCUUUGUGUUGCAUUUGUUGUCGCUCUUGACCGAGACGCUGGGGAGGUACCUGAAGACUAUUGAGGAGAGGAGUGUUCGGGAGAGUUUGCUUACGCAGGUGCUGUACGCUGCCGGGAGUAUGGGAAGACUGGGUGGGGAGUUUGGGGCUAUUCUGGGCGUUAUUGAGUGUUUUGGCAUGGGAGAUGGGGAACGGGAGGAGGGAAAGGAUGGGGAUGGAGAGGAAGAGGAGUGGGUAGGGGUUGUAGCGAAGCAUAAAGUUCUGGCAAGUAGGCUGGAGACGUUGGCUGGAAGGGGAUAGCUUUGGUUUGAUGGGGUCUCCUCGAGGCUGUUUCUCCUGGUGGCUCAAUUGCUGCCCCUCAUAUUGGG